Molecule: messenger RNA, 1286 nt
Organism: Dioscorea cayenensis subsp. rotundata (Guinea yam)
Lineage: Eukaryota; Viridiplantae; Streptophyta; Magnoliopsida; Dioscoreales; Dioscoreaceae
Product: serine/threonine-protein kinase STY13
Exons: 6
Coding region: 228-1286 (352 amino acids)
Biological process (GO): protein phosphorylation; signal transduction
Cellular component (GO): cytoplasm
Molecular function (GO): ATP binding; protein kinase activity
Source: RefSeq, a predicted model, not a curated record
AUGUCAACAUUUAUCUCUGCCUAGUUCAACUUUGAUGAAACUUGAAUUUCUCUGCCUUGCUCAGUUUUUGUAGAGAGCAGCAUGGAUGUUGUUCUGGAGAUAGAUGGAGUUUGGGGAGCAUGAGGUAGUGGUUGUUCUUGACUACAUGGCUGGCAAUUCAAGCACUUGUGGUGGUGGUGGUGUUGUUACUUGCUGCUGGUGGUGGUGGUGGUGAGAGUUUGUGGAGGAUGGAGUCUGGGGAUGGAUUCUUUUCUGUGGAUAAUUUUUGCAUAGAUCCCAAGUUGCUUAUUGACCCUAAGCUGUUGUUUGUUGGACCUAGGAUUGGGGAAGGUGCUCAUGCUAAAGUCUAUGAGGGCAAGUACAAGAAUCAGAAUGUUGCUAUCAAGAUUGUGCAUAAAGGGGAUAACCCUGAGGAGGCUGCAAAGAGGGAGGCUAGGUUUAUGAGAGAGGUCAACAUGUUGUCUAGAGUUCAGCACAAGAAUCUUGUCAAGUUUAUUGGGGCUUGUAGUGAGCCUGUGAUGGUGGUGGUCACUGAGCUUUUGCUUGGGGGCUCUCUUCGCAAGUAUAUGGUUAGCAUGAGGCCCCGGUGCUUGGACACUCGUGUUGCUGUUGGAUUUGCGCUUGAUAUAGCACGGGCAAUGGAGUGUUUGCAUGCUCAUGGGAUCAUUCAUCGUGAUCUGAAGCCUGAGAACUUGUUACUAACUGCCGAUCAAAGAACAGUGAAGCUUGUUGACUUUGGUCUUGCAAGGGAAGAGACACUAACAGAGAUGAUGACAGCUGAAACUGGAACAUACCGGUGGAUGGCUCCAGAGCUAUACAGCACUGUCACAUUGAGGCAUGGGGAGAAGAAACAUUACAAUCACAAGGUCGAUAUUUAUAGCUUUGCCAUAGUACUGUGGGAGCUGUUACACAAUCGAUUGCCAUUUGAAGGAAUGUCCAAUCUACAAGCCGCUUAUGCUGCAGCUUUCAAAAAUGUCAGGCCCAGUGCAGAAGAUCUCCCUGAGGAGCUAGCUUUGAUUUUAACAUCUUGUUGGGAAGAAGACCCGAAUUCCAGACCGAACUUCAGCCAAAUAGUGCAGAUGCUUCUGAAAUAUCUGUCGACUAUCUCACCACCUGAACCAGUAGUCCCUGCACGAGUAUUUAGUUCUGAGAAUGUGGUCUUACCGCCCGAAUCUCCAGGGACAAGUUCAUUGAUGGCUGUUCGAGAUGAUAUGGGUGACACUCCAAAGGCCCAGUCAGAAGAGAAAUCGGGAGGAUUCCUAUUCUGUUUCAAACAAUGCUAUUAG